GGCUCGAGCCCCAUAAGACAAAGUCGGGCAAAAAGUUUCUCUACUUUUAUUUCGCCGGGAAUUCUCUAAAGUUUUAAAUCAACCGUACAACUUGCCUCAACGGUGUUGAGUUAAUCUUUCUGUUCUUUUGUUUCACAUAAUGGCAGAAUCUGAUUUUGACAAGACUCAGUAUAUUAUACCAAAUGAGGCGAACAUCAACUUCUUGGAAUGUCGCACGGCGUUCGGCGGUCUGACCGAAAAGGAGAAAUGCUAUGCUCAUUAUCUUUACAAGGCUUCGUGGGAGGGAGCCCUGAUUUGUCUGCUGCAGACUUCCCCAGAAGCGCCCGGCAUUUUUCUCCUUUUCCAAAAACUGUUCUCUUCUGAAAGUGUUGGUUCUUUAAAGGAAAAAGCUCUAAAAUCAAGCGUUGCUCCAACAGAAGAAGAGUUUACGAGUUUCCUUACAUAUGUUGCCGCUUUUUAUGGCAACAUUGGAAACUACAAAUCAUUUGGAGAUACCAAGUUCAUUCCCAAUUUGCCUAAGGAAAAGUUUCAAACAAUUGUUUUCUCCAGCCAAGCCUAUGCUACCAAUGCUAAGUCAGUGGUGACAUUAUGGAGUGAUUGUUGUGAGGCCAUGUAUUCACUGAAGCCCAAACUACGGCAGUUAGGAUUUGGGGAACAGGGAAUAUCUACCUACUACUCCAGCAACUGUAACAAAUCUGACGCUGAAUUCAUCCAAGGGUUUCUCAAAGAAAAGAAUAUUGAGGGGUGGAACACAAGGCUGUUUAAGGAAAUAAAUGACAAAGGACAUGUUACCUAUAACCUCCGCUUGGCUUCAACAGCAUUGUCAGCGGAAGAUUGCAGCGCGGAAAAGAAAGAUGUUGUGGCUUCACUGGUAAAAUCCUAUGAGUACCAAGGAACAACAGUCAAGAUCACCCGUGGCGAUUAUGCUGGACUUCUAAAGAAAGUUGUUGAUAAUUUGAUCAUGGCAAAGGGAUUUGCCAGCAAUGAGAAUGAGGUUGCUAUGCUGGAUCACUAUGUGCACAGCUUUACUACAGGCUCUGUGGAGGCACACAAGGAUGGCUCCAGACACUGGAUCAGAGACAAAGGCCCUGUGGUAGAAACUUAUAUUGGAUUCAUUGAGUCAUACAGGGACCCCUUUGGAGUUAGAGCAGAGUAUGAAGGUUUUGUGUCAAUAGUAAACAAGUCCAUGAGUGCCAAGUUUGCAGACCUGGUGUCAAGUGCGGAGACACUGCUUCCCCAGCUACCAUGGCCAAGCUCAUACGAGAAAGAUACCUUUCUACGCCCUGACUUUACCUCACUUGAUGUCCUUGGCUUUGGAAGCAGUGGAAUACCAGCCGGGAUCAACAUCCCAAAUUAUGAUGAGAUUCGCCAGGACGAGGGCUUCAAGAAUGUAUCCCUUGGUAACGUGCUGUCGGCCCAUUCUGCUGACCAGAAAAUCACUUUUCUUACAGAGGAGGAUGCUGAGUUAUAUUCUAAGCUUAAAGCACCCUCAUUUGAAGUUCAAGUUGGUCUUCAUGAACUUCUUGGUCACGGCAGUGGAAAACUAUUCAUAAAGAAGCCUGAUGGUUCCUACAACUUUGACCACAAGAGUGUUGUAAAUACAGAAACAGGCGAGAAGAUCCAAAGCUGGUACACUGAGGGUGAGACUUGGUCCACCAAGUUUGCUGAGCUCAGCUCUUCCUAUGAGGAAUGCCGUGCUGAGUGUGUUGGCAUCUACUUGUGUUUGAACAAAGAUGUCCUCAGGAUCUUUGGUCACGAGGGUGCGGCAGGUGACGAUAUCGUCUAUGUCAACUGGCUUAACAUGGUGCGUGCAGGGCUUCUCGGCCUGGAGUUCUACACCCCAGAGAACAACAAAUGGAGACAGGCCCACAUGCAGGCUCGUUAUGUCAUCUUGCGUGUGCUCCUCGAGGCUGGUGAGCAGCUGGUACAGCUGACUCGUAUCACAGGCUCAGACGGCAAGCCUGACAUUCUAGUCAUGCUGGAUCGUAAUAAGAUCUCUUGCGUAGGACAACCUGCCAUUGGCGCGUUUCUCAGGAAGCUACAGGUAUUCAAGUCUACUGCUGACUACGCAUCUGGCAAGGAUCUGUAUGACAAGUACUCAGCGGUGGAUGCUCACUUCCUGGAAAUGCGGAAUAUUGUACUGGCCAGGAAGACCCCCCGUAGGAUGUUCGUCCAGUCACAUACCACAAUCCAAGAUGGGGUGGUAUCUCUGAAAGAGUUUGAAGCAAGUGCAUCUGGAAUGAUUGCGUCGUUCAUUGCGCGGUUCCCAGGAGAUGAUCCUGUGCUUGAGAAACUCUGGCGGGAAGAUCUUCCCUACCACCAGUACUAAACAACACCCUAUCACCAGUACUUAGCGUUACCCCCAUUACCAGUACUUAGCGGCACCCCCAUUACCAGUUAUUAGCGACACCCCAUUACCAGUACUAAACAACACCCUAUCACCAGUACUUAGCGGCACCCCCAUUACCAGUACUUAGCGGCACCCCCAUUACCAGUACUUAGCGGCAUCCCCAUUACCAGUACUUAGCGGCACCCCCAUAACCAGUACUUAGCGUCACCCCCAUUACCAGUACUUAGCGACAUCCCCAUUACCAGUACUUAGCGACACCCCCAUUACCAGUCACCCCAUUACCAGUACUUAGCGACACCCCAUUACCAGUCACCUCAUGACCAGUUCUGAACGACACCCUACCGCCAGUACACAGGACUUUACACACUAAGUUGCAACAGGACGUGUGUUCAAAUUUUAUUUAUCAGGAUUUUAUUGUAUUAGAUGCAUGUUCCUCAAGCUUCUGAUUAUCUGUACCACGAUCGCACAAUAAUAAAUUGUUGUUUAUUUCGA
Nematostella vectensis (starlet sea anemone) is the source of this 2842-nucleotide messenger RNA. RefSeq names its product dipeptidyl peptidase 3. The record is from RefSeq and is a predicted model, not a curated record. Bases 140 to 2329 code for a protein of 729 amino acids. Lineage: Eukaryota; Metazoa; Cnidaria; Anthozoa; Actiniaria; Edwardsiidae. Gene Ontology annotation, molecular function: metalloexopeptidase activity; dipeptidyl-peptidase activity. Gene Ontology annotation, cellular component: cytoplasm. Gene Ontology annotation, biological process: proteolysis. The transcript has 17 exons.